Molecule: messenger RNA, 261 nt
Organism: Staurois parvus
Lineage: Eukaryota; Metazoa; Chordata; Amphibia; Anura; Ranidae
Source: the annotation of a GenBank genome assembly
AUGUCUAAUCCAAUAUAUAUUAUACACGGAUCCUGCAAAACACAAAAUACCUUCAUCUUUUCAAAGAUACAAAAAAUCAAGGAGAUCUGCAGCAAUAUCAGAGCUCCGAGGAAUGUCACCGGUACUGGUCCGUUCAGACUCAUUAUAUGCAAAAAAAAAGAUAAAAAUUGUCUUUAUGCUGAACAUAAAAAGGACAGUGCCAUAUGUUUAACCUGUGAGACAUACAAGCCAAUUCAUUUAGUGAAAGCAGGAAGAUGCUAG